Molecule: messenger RNA, 5310 nt
Organism: Salvelinus namaycush (lake trout)
Lineage: Eukaryota; Metazoa; Chordata; Actinopteri; Salmoniformes; Salmonidae
Gene: ephb4a
Product: eph receptor B4a
Exons: 16
Coding region: 905-3862 (985 amino acids)
Biological process (GO): central nervous system projection neuron axonogenesis; cell surface receptor protein tyrosine kinase signaling pathway; axon guidance
Cellular component (GO): plasma membrane; neuron projection
Molecular function (GO): protein binding; transmembrane-ephrin receptor activity; ATP binding
Source: RefSeq, a predicted model, not a curated record
CUGAAUGUGUGUUGAAACAUCCCUAGUGAGAGGUUACUGAGUAGACGGGAAUAAGUGCGUAACUUUUUUUUUCUGGUUUAUUUUUCUUGAGAGUGAUUUCUCGUUAAAUUUUUCUUUCAGCUCUGUGAUUUGUAAAUCGUUCUACAUCAUUGGGAACAGCCUAAAGACAAGGGCAGAGACACGCAGUUGUCCCCGAUCAGCUAUCCACUUCAUUUUUGGGGAGGAAUUUACAGAAAUAUUAAUACAAUUCUGGAUCUGGUCGUUUGUAAAGAAAGUAGACUACCGAAACGAACAGAACACAGCAGUAACAUGGUUUUCAUUCAUCUUGCCAAUUGAGUCUUUUGCAAGUGCCUUGACUGCAGACAUCGAAUUGAGAGGAGAUUCGGGAGAAGUCGUCGAGGGUUCAUGGACAAAGAGUGGAACGAAUAGAGCCAAUGAUACGAUAAGUUUCAUCUACAUGCGUCCACUUUCUUGAAUGUGACAGUGGGGACAUAGGACAAGAUCAUAGGACAACUCCGCUAUAUAAUUGUAUAGCCACUAUAUGCAAUAUGUUCUAGUGCUAUAAAGGAACGUUUUUCCUAGUAUGAAAGUUAAUACUUUAUUGACUAUUCUAGAUUUUAAAAACGGAUGUUUUUUAUUUGUAUCGACUUAUUCCAUGAGUCAUUGACUUCCCACCGUCAGUCAGUCAAAGCGAGGUUUUCCUUGUAAUAUUGUGACCACAUUUUUUUUUCACUCAUUCCCCAGUGAAACUGGUGUUUGAACUGUUGUCCGUGUCAGAUGUGGUCAGUGUUGCGGCCAAUGGGUACACGGCCCAGCUGACGGUGCCAGUAAAUCACCAGUUUAACCUUUUUGACACACACAACCGAAGGAGUUCGUUUAUAUUACGGAUAUUCUGGAUGCCAUUAUGGAGUUCAUAUCCAGUCGCAUUGCCCCACUUUGGCUGGUCCUGCUGGAGUGUUUGCUUCUGUCGACAGCAGAGGAAGAGGUCCUGAUGAACACUAAGACAGAGACGUCAGAUCUCAGAUGGACCGUCUACUCCCAUGACAACCCUCAGUGGGAGGAGGUAAGUGGUCUGGACGAGGAGAACAACAGCGUGAGGACCUAUCAGAUCUGCCAGAUGGAUGGCGCCUCCAGCCAUUGGCUGCGCAGCGGGCUGAUCCAGCGGCGGGGAGCGUCCCAGGUGUACGUGGAGCUGCGCUUCACCAUGAUCGAGUGUUCUUCCAGAGUCACACACCACCGCAGCUGCAAAGAGACCUUCAACCUCUUCUACUACCAGGCCGACUCUGACGAGGCUACACCCACUCACCCAUCCUGGAUGGAGAACCCCUAUACUAAGGUGGACACAGUGGCUGCAGACUUCCUGCUGAGGAAGGGCGGGGAGCGUAAGUUCAAUGUGAAGACCCUGCGGCUGGGGCCUCUGUCUAAGAGGGGUUUCUACCUGGCCUUCCAGGCCCAGGGAGCCUGCAUGGCCCUGCUGUCUGCCAGGGUGUUCUUUAAGAAGUGUCCCGCCCUGGCCAGCUCCCUGUCCUCCUUCCCUGAGACCGUGCCCCGCACCCUCGUACAGGAGGCCCAGGGGGUGUGUGUGGACAACGCUGCCCAGCAGGGGCCCCGGACACGCACACCUAAACUCUUUUGUGGAGAGGACGGCCAAUGGGUGGGCCAGCCCACUACCUCCUGUGGCUGUCUGCCCGGGUACGAGCCCGCCGACGGACACACCCGCUGCUCAGCCUGUUCUGUGGGUCAGUUUAGGUCUGGCUCGGGGGGCCAGUGCCAGGCCUGUCCAGGGUUCAGCCAUGCUGUGGUGACAGGCUCACCUGUGUGUCAGUGUCGUCCAGGAUACCUCCGCGCUGACUCUGACACUCCAGACACCCCAUGUACCAGACCCCCCUCUGCCCCACGCAGCAUCGUGACCCAGAUCAACGACACCACUGUGACUCUAGAGUGGAGCGAGCCCAUGGACAGCGGCGGCAGAACUGAUCUGAGCUACUCUGUGGAGUGUUCCCUGUGUGGGUCCCCUAGGGGUCCGUGCUCACCCUGCGGGGACAGUGUCAGCUACAGACCCUCUCAGCGAGGCCUGCUGGGCCGCAGGGUGGUGGUCUGGGGCCUCAUGCCUCACACCACAUACACCUUCUCUAUCCAGGCCCUCAACGGGGUCUCCCCUUUCAAUGGCAAGGGGGCACCCAGCGAUAGAGUUAACAUCACCACCAGUCACGAGGUUCCAGUGCUGCUGUCUGUGAUCAGGAAGAGUAUCUCUACAGAGAGCAGUCUGACUCUCCACUGGUCCGUUCCAGCCCAGCCCCACUACACCAUCCUGCAGUACCAGCUACGCUACUGUGAGCCGGAGCGUCGAGGUCAGGAGCAGUUGUGUAGCUACAGGGAGAGUGACAGUAACCAGGUGGUGCUGAGUGAUCUCCGCAGGGCCACUCAGUAUGAGGUGCAGGUUCGGGCUCGCACCAUGGCCGGCUACGGCAGCUUCAGCCCAGCAGCCUCCUUCAGAACCCUGCCUGACGGGGACGACUCUCCAAAUCAGCUUCUGAUGACCGGUGUCCUUAUCGCCAUGGGGAUGCUUCUGCUCAUCACUGUCGUCACUGUGGCUGUUUUCUGCAUACGCAGACACAGUAGAAUGAAGGACCCAGAGCUGAGUGACAAACAUGGACAGUACCUCCUGGGCCAAGGAGUCAAGGUCUACAUUGACCCCUUUACCUACGAGGACCCUAACGAAGCCGUACGGGAGUUUGCCAAGGAGAUUGAUGUUUCCUUUGUGAAGAUCGAGGAGGUCAUUGGUGCCGGGGAGUUUGGGGAGGUGUGUCGGGGCAGGCUGAAGGUCCCAGGGAAGAAGGAGAACUACGUGGCCAUAAAGACCCUGAAGAGUGGCUACACGGACAAACAGAGGCGGGACUUCCUGUCGGAGGCUAGCAUCAUGGGCCAGUUCCAGCACCCCAACAUCAUCCACCUGGAGGGCAUCAUCACUGCUUCCUGUCCCGUCAUGAUCCUCACUGAGUUCAUGGAGAACGGAGCGCUCGACUCCUUCCUUAGGUUGAACGAUGGUCAGUUCACUCCCAUCCAGCUGGUAGGCAUGCUGCGUGGCAUCGCGUCGGGCAUGAAGUACCUGUCUGAGAUGAGCUAUGUCCACAGAGACCUGGCCGCCCGCAACAUCCUGGUCAACAGCAACCUGGUGUGUAAGGUGUCUGACUUUGGCCUGUCCCGUUUCCUCCAGGAGAACUCCUCAGACCCCACCUACACCAGCUCUCUGGGUGGUAAAAUCCCUAUCCGCUGGACCGCCCCAGAGGCUAUCGCCUUCAGGAAGUUCACCUCAGCCUCCGACGCCUGGAGCUACGGCAUCGUCAUGUGGGAGGUCAUGUCGUUCGGAGAGAGGCCCUACUGGGACAUGAGCAACCAGGACGUGAUCAACGCCAUAGAGCAAGACUACCGCCUACCGCCGCCCCCUGACUGCCCCACCCACCUCCACCAGCUGAUGCUGGAUUGCUGGCAGAAGGAGCGCUCGGCCCGCCCUCGCUUUGCCGCCAUCGUCAGCGCCCUGGACAAGCUGAUCCGCAACCCUGCCUCGCUCAAGAUCAUGGCCCAGGAUGGUGCAGGGCCGUCCCACCCCCUGCUGGACCAGCGGGCCCCCCCGGCCCCCUCAGCGUGUGGCUCCGUGGGGGAGUGGCUGAGGGCCAUCAAGAUGGAGCGCUACGAGGACAGCUUCCUCCAGGCUGGAUUCACCUCUGUAGACCUGUUGGCCCAGAUCACUGCUGAGGACCUGCUGCGUCUGGGAGUGAUCCUGGCUGGACACCAGAGGAAGAUCCUGUCCAGCAUCCAGACUCUGACCAUGACCAAGAGCCCUGGAACCAUACGCUUCUAACCCCAGCACAACUCACCUUGACCCCUGACCUCUUGCCCUGACCCAACACAGACACCAGCACGCACACACCACACAGAACAUCGCACACCCAUGGACCUAUCCAGCACCCUGUGGUGCUGCACCCACGCAGUUCCUCACCCUGGCACCAGUCCCUUCUUAUACAUGAAGUCCAUCAGUGUAGUGACAGAGCCUCAAUACGAACUUAUUAUAGAUGACCUUCCCUACAAGCUGUUCAACCUGUUCUUAUUGACCACCGAGCGGUCAGUCAGGCCUGGUGCUGGGGUCUGGUGGGAGACUGCCUCACUGGCUAGUUCACCCUCACUCCUCCUCUGCUUCACUGCUUGAAUGUUUACCUGUGAUCCUGAACACACUGGUGAUACUAGUGGAAGCACAGAUCAACGCCAACCUAAGGACUAUAGCUUUUCUAUUGGUGUAUUUCAUGAUGAAGAAUAUGAACUAGCCAGUAGCAGACUACGUUACUGAAACAUGGUGACACUUUCACAAAUGUUGUGUCUUGGAUUAUUCAUCCAUGUGGAUUAUAUGAUGAUGUGAUUACAGCUCUUUCAACGGACUGGAAAAUGUGUGUUUGGACUCUUAUCGGAUGGGCCUCACGUUUUCCUUUGGUUUUCAAAAUGCCUUGCCUUUCCUCAGGUGUUAUGGGUAAUGUAGGCAUUUAGACCAGAACAGACUGUAGUCAUACAAGCCUUCCUCUCCUCAUCUUCCUCAGUGACUGUGCAUGACUCUCCUGGGUCAGCUGUGUGGGAGGAGAGCAGGACUGAGAUCAGCACUUUUAUAGACUGAGCGGGGGAGUUGGGUUUUUUAGUCAGAGAUAGAGCUCUCUCUGUCUGACUACACCUCUGCUCCUCUCAGAAGCUGCAGCACUUCCUGUGUUUCUCUUGGGGUAUGGCUGGUUGGGCAUUUCCACUUCCUGUUGCUGCUGGACUGGGCAGCUCACUUCCACACACUCAGACUGAAGGAGGUCCCUGACCGUGGUUAACGAGACCAAGAGAACACUGCUUAAGUAUUUUCUAAUUGGACGACUUGACCUGGACAGACAUCAGCCUCUCAUUACUUGGUUGAUAUUAUUGUAGGUGUGUUUCCGUCUUGCUCGAGUGCCAUUUGAUCUUCUAUGUGAAUUGAAAUCAAAAUGCCUUUUCUAUAAAGCGGAAAGCCCUCCCAGGGUGAUACAAUUAGAUCUACCAUACAAAGUCCCUUCAGAUGCCACCAGUUUCACAUGUUUAUGUUUGGGGAGAUUGUGUGCUUCCUUGUUAACUAAAGGAUUGUGGGUAAGUGGUCUUCACAUUGAGGAUCUGUUAUGAAAACAGGGACCUAUCUUUUAUAAAGUUGCCUUUUAAAAUAUUGUGUAGAUAAGUAUGUUUUGAUUCCCCCAUCCUUUCUGUGUGUAAUGUGUAUUCAGUCACAAUAAAGACACACACCAGUGUUUAUCA